Equus caballus (horse) is the source of this 4061-nucleotide messenger RNA. The record is from RefSeq and is a predicted model, not a curated record. NCBI's taxonomy places the organism in Eukaryota, Metazoa, Chordata, Mammalia, Perissodactyla, Equidae.
UCCUCAAAAAAAAAAAAAAAAAGAUUAGGCGCAAGUUCUCUGAGCCUUCUGGGAAAGGAGUGUGUGAACUAUCUUCCUAAACUAAAGAAGCAGAUAUUCCUGUCCCGUGUACUCGCAGACGUCCUGCCUAGGAGGAUCCCGGAACAUCAGGAAACUCCACCUCGGGUUCCCUGAAUUUGUCAGAGCUGGCCCAACUGCCCUCUCUCUGGUCCAGUUCUCUAGGUCAGCAGCUCCGAGGAACAGAGCUGGUCUCUGGCAUCAUGGCCCACCCCAGACCCAUCAAAUCAGGGGCACCAAGGUUGGUGACACCUUGGGCACCAGCCGAAGACCUUUGUCAUUAAAGCCUCCUGGCGGGCAGCGCCUCCUCGCGCGCUCUGGAACUCCCGCUGCGGCCAGCUUCUCCCACUUCCCGUCACGUCUGCAUCUCCUCCAACCCUAUGUUCUCCGAGUCCUUUAUGAAAACGUGCGACCCCGACACUCUAAUUGUUGACUCGGGUACAGUGCUUGGCGAUUUUCACAAGACUUUCACUGGCACAGCGUCUGAUCAGACGAGGACCACAAAACGCCCCAGCUCAGAAACAGAAGGGACUUGCUGCUCAGGGUCAGAGGCAGAAUGGAGUCCAGAGAGCAGACUGCUGCCACUACAGCCCAGUUCCACCAGUGAGAGGCGGCCAGCGCACUGCGCUGGAGGACUUAGCCUGUCAACCUCGGUGAUGAGGGCGCACCUCGGAUCCGUGACCUACAGACUCCCCUCCCGCAGAAAGGGGGCUGCAGCGCGGGGAGAUCGGGGUGCGUGGCGGCCGCCGUCGUAACCGCCUACGCAUAGCACACGGCGCUCCAGAACGCCAGCGAGGCUGAGACGCGGCGGGUGCGGGGUGCCAGCUACCUGGGUCCCGGGUUGGGGUUCGUUUGGGCAGCACCGCCCAGCGACAGUACCACGUAGAGCGACAAAGCGCUUUCGUGCACACACCGCCACCACCGUCACCUCCACGCUCCCGAUUCUCCUGAAGGGAACAUCAGAUGAUGACGUCCCAUGCCCCGGCUACCUGUUUGAGGAGAUUGCCAAAAUCUCCCACGAGUCCCUGGGCAGCAGCCAGUGCCUCCUGGAGUACCUUCUGAACCGUCUGCACAGUGGCUCCGGCCGUGUGAAGCUCAAGGUGCUGAAGAUCAUGCUCCACCUGUGCAGUCACGGCUCCCCGUCCUUCCUGCUCAUCCUCAAGCGGAACUCCACCUUCAUCCAGGAAGCCGCAGUUUUCGCGGGGCCCCCAGAUCCUCUCCACGGGAACAGCUUGUCCCGGAAGGUGCGGGCGGCCGCCCAGGACUUGGGGACGGCCUUGUUCUCUGACACCUCGUCCCCUCCAUCUCCCUCCCAGCCUCCCAGGGCCUUGCCUCCAGCAGGCAUGGGCUCCCAGUCCAGGCCCCAGGGCACCCUCCAGGGCUUCGGCUACAGCCAGGAACGGGGCCAUACAGGCUCUGCGGGGGAGGCCUUCCUCUCCACCAUCCAGAAGGCGGCAGAGGUGGUAGCCAAUGCUGUGCGCCCUGGGUCUGAGAGCCCCAGUACCAGGAGGCCCCCGCCUCGGGGUGACGCCUACCAGCCUGCCAUGACGCCUUCAGCCAGCCAUGCCCACCCAAGUCCCGGGAAUCUACUCCCCGGAGCUGUCCCGGGUGCCCGAGCCCUGAGACACCAGCCCGGGCAGGCCGGCGGGGGCUGGGACGAGCCAGACAGCAGCCCCAGCUCUCAGAAUUCAUCCCAGGAGAACGGCAACCUGGGCAAGACCUCAGACUCGGGUAGUCGGUCAGGCAGCGACAGCCCCUCCGGGGCCAGCUGGGCCCCCAGCGACCUGGCGGAACGGGCCGAGGCCAUGACCCUGAGUGACUGCCAGCAGGAGCUGAGCCUGGUCCAGACCGUGACACGGGGGUCGCGCGCCUUCCUGAGCAGAGAGGAGGCCCAGCACUUCGUCAAAGAGUGUGGACUGCUCAACUGCGAGGCGGUGCUGGAGCUGCUGAUCUGCCACCUGGGUGGGACCAGCGAGUGUGUGCAGAUGAGAGCCCUGGGUGCCGUCGCCUCUCUCGGGUGCACUGACCUGCUCCCCCAGGAGCACAUCCUGCUCCUCACCCGGCCACGGCUGCAGGAGCUCAGCGCGGGCAGCCCCGGACCUGUAACCAACAAGGCCACCAAGAUCCUGAGGCACUUUGAAGCUUCCUGCCGACAGCGGCCCCCUGCCCAGAGGCCCCCGGCCGAGCCAGGCACUGCAACUACCCACGCGGGCCCCUCCGACCUACUGACCGACACUGUGCCUUUUGGGGGGGGCCAGGCAUUCCUGCAGCCUCUGAAUUCAGCCCUGUUCUCACCCAAGGGCCCUGCGCAGCCCCCUCCCCUGCAGGGUUCCCCACUUGCUGGGCCUGGGGACACCAGGGAGGCCGAGACCAGACUGGCAGGUUCCAGGGAGCAGGGGCCUGCAUCUGAGCCGGGCCCUUCAGGCACGGAUACCACAGAGGGAGUGCCAGAGCUCGGGCCAGGCCCCAGCGGCUGCCCAUGGAGCCCAGUGGCCAGUGGUAGCUGCAGCUCCUUGUUUGCCGGCAUGGAGCUGGUAGCCUGUCCCCGCCUGCUGGGGGCUGGGACUGCUGCAGGGGAGCCUCCCUCGGCCCCCCAGGCCCCUUGGACGUUGUCACAGAGUGUGGCAGCAAGAGAGCCUCCUGGCUCAGAGCCAUCAGCUUUUGCAUUCUUAAACUCGUGACCGUGUCACGUGGGCCUCGUGUGGAGUCUCCACGUCCCUGGCCCACGAUUCCCAGAACCCCCUGACUUCGUGCUGUCCCCUCAGCCCACAGCCCCGCAUGUCCCACCAAAGAGUGGUUCCCCUCGGGUGUCUGUGGUUGGCCUCAAUCUCUCUCUGGCCUCUUCCACUCACCCACUGAGGCCUUGGUGCAGGCAGCUGCCUCGCUGGGCAAGCUCAGAGUGGAUGACGACCCAUCCAGUGAAGAGAACAGCCAGCAAUAAACUCUGGGUGAUGCUUCAGGAGUCCAGGAGCCAGCCAGAACCAGCACGGCAGUGCAGAAAGGAGUGGUCUUUGCCCACAGGGCUCAGCUCCCCAGCAAGGCAGGUUCCCUGUUUUCCUGCUGGAGGAGGCAGGACCCCCCCCCCCAACACAGGCUCUUUUUGUGGGUGUGGUGGCUGUGGGAGCAGCUCAUCUGAGCAGCCCACAGGACUUGCAGGGGCCCCAGGAUGGGGCAGAGCUGUGCCGGUUUCUAGGCAGAAUUAGGAACUGAGCUGCUUGGUAAGACUGACGGCUGCUGGGCCUGGCUGCCGGGUCUCCUGCCUCACAGCCAUCUGGUCAGAUGGGCUAACACACGCACAUUGGGUCCUGUCUGCAAAGACUGUCAGGCCCCUCUCCCCAUGGCCAAAGGCAUGGGAGGGGAAGCAGUGGCGGGGGGGGGUGGGGGGUGUUACGCGGCCUCUCUGGAGGGGAUGAGAGAGGAGGCAUGGGGACCUCUGGAGCUGUCCAGAGUCCCCGGGCUCCUCAGGCACAGCAGAGCAGGGCGCCCUCCUCUGAGGGGCCAGUCAGGAGGAGACAGGUCACACCCAUGCCUCUCGGCUGAGCUGCCACAGUUGCCAAGUGACGACCUGAGAGGAGGGCUCCAGGCCACCUCGGCCCCCUGUCUCCUUUGCCGGAGGCUGGCCAGGUGGACUGGAAUGCUUACAGCAGCGGGCAGGCAUGCAGCAGGGCCUCAGAGAUGCUGACCCUGGGGUCCUCUGGGGAAACGCUGCCUGCCUUGCCCUCAGAAACAAGGUUUUUUGUGUGGAUUUGGAACCAGUGCUUGGGGCUUACUUUGUUUUUGAGCUCAAAUUCCUCCCUCGGUGUGGGGUCUGAAGCAGCCAUGCGUCUCCUCAUCCAUCAGAGUGGGACUGUGCUGUCUGGCCUGGAGCUGUUUCCAGUGUCGGAUCCCUGUGUGACAGUUCUGUGCCCUCGACACUGGCCUCCCAGCGAAGCCUCUGGGCCCGCAGAACCGCAGAAGGUGCAAGGGUCAGCUUCCCAAAUAAACACCUUUUGCACAAAGCUGCA